GUAUUCCUUUUCUUUUGACUCGGCAUGAUGCGGAAGUUAGCUGUCAACUGCAAUCAACGAUGACUACAACGCCAUGUAAACAGCUGAACUGUAAAGCGGCUCUCUGGUAGCGCAUGGCAGAUGGCAGCAGGGGAAGCCGGAGGUGUCGGCCGUGCUCCGGCCUGUCUGUGUGUCUUCUGCGGGCUACCUGCUGCUGGGAAGUCCACGCUGGCCCGCAAGGUCCUCAGCACCUCUGCACAGUACGGAUGGAGAGCCAGUGUGGUGCCGUACGAUGACCUGAUCCCCGAGCAUGCUUUUCAGACCAAAGUGGUGGAGAACGGUGUCAAACUGCAAGAAAUGCAGACUGAAUGGAAGUUACACAGACAAGCAGUUUUGUGGUGCAUUGAGCAGUUCUUGGAGAAACCUCAGGUUUUGGCCAAGCUGCCGAGCAGCUGUCAGAUCAACAGGGCAGCAUGGGAACAAUGCAUUCGAGCUCUUCAGCAUCCUGAAGCUUUGAAUCGCUCUCAGGCUGACGGGGCACCACUUCUCUUUCUACUGGAUGACAACUUCUACUAUCCAAGCAUGAGAUAUGAAGUGUACCAACUUGCAAGAAAGUUUGUCUUUUUAGAUUCUCUGGGUUUCUGCCAGGUGUAUCUGCAGUGUGAUUUGGAGUCCUGCAUCAGCAGAAACCAGAGCAGGUCCGAACCAAUUCCCACUGAGGUGAUACUGGAAAUGGUGAAGCGUUUGGAGUCUCCAAAUCCACAGAAGAACUCAUGGGAGGCAAACAGCAUUUCACUCAACACCACAGACAAUUUGUCCAAAUGUGGCAUCCAGAGGGUGAUGGAGUUGAUCUCCUCUGCACUGAGCAACCCGCUGAGCCCGGUUGAGGACAACACUGAACAAACGGAGGCUGACCGCCUGAAAUGUGCCACUAGUGUGGUUCAUCAGGCCGACCAGGCCUGUCGACGUCUCGUCUCUGAAGCCAUGAAGACUGCCAGAGAAAACCAAGUACCACCUGAGCACAUGAGGUCUUUGGCCGCUCAGCUAAAUGAAUCCAAAGCAAAAUUUCUUCACAGCCUGCGGAGACAGUUGCUUCAGGAAGUGUCUUCCACUCAAGAAGAGGACGUUGAUGUAGAACGUGUGGUGAAAACAGCAGUGGACGUUUUUGACCGUGAGAAAAAGGAAAUCCUGUUGAGAAUCAUAAAUGAAAAUAAAUGACUUGAAUCUUU
Molecule: messenger RNA, 1208 nt
Organism: Siniperca chuatsi (mandarin fish)
Lineage: Eukaryota; Metazoa; Chordata; Actinopteri; Centrarchiformes; Sinipercidae
Gene: pstk
Product: L-seryl-tRNA(Sec) kinase
Exons: 6
Coding region: 121-1197 (358 amino acids)
Molecular function (GO): tRNA binding; kinase activity
Source: RefSeq, a predicted model, not a curated record